CCCAAAACCAUUUACAAGAAGGGGGGACAAAGAUCCUUAUCGUACGCCUGGGUAGUGCUCACUCUGUUAACGUACACACACCUCCACUACCAGAACAAGAAAUGUUUUGAGACUGAUGAAAGAGAAGAAUAGCCCCACAAAGGGCCAGAACCAAACCCUAGCUCGUGCGUACCCAACUGAAUCUUACUGUUAAGGUACAUACACAACUUUCUUCUUUCCAAAUCUCUCUCUCUCUCCUCCCCCCCCUGUGUGUAUGUGUACUACAUGUUCACGAGAAGAAUGAGCUGAUUUGCGAUCGAAAGAUGCGAUUUCAAGUUGGCUUGGUUGUAGAUCUUUACUUGUUUCAGGGUUUUGGAGAUGGGUUUUGUGUUCUAAACAAGCUUCGACUCAGAUCUGGGUUUUGAGAUCUAAUAAAGAUAGUGAUUAGGGUUUUAUGGGAAAGAAAGAAAACCCACAUGGGUUUUGUUUGAUUUGCCGUCACAUGGUUGGCUGGGUUGGGGAUUGAGAUAAGGUUUUUUGGAUUCUAUCUGUUGGAAUUUGGGGCUUCUUCAUUGGAUCUCAAUCUAUAAUAUAUUAGAUAUUAGCUACCAAACAAAGUAAAGAACAAAAUAGAGAAGAACCUAAAGAGCUAUCUGGGUCUUAUCUUUACAUUUCUUUCUUGGUGGUGUAAUCUAAUCUCCCAAUUGAUUUUAGCCCAAUGUGAAGAAAGGAAGAGAGCUAGGUUGUUGCAUUCAAGAUUAACAGCUGGGUUUCCUCUAAUAGAGAGAAAAACAAGAGUUGUUGAAACAGUGAGAGUUUUGUUGAAGACAUGGCGAACCGGUGGUGGGCCGAGAAUGUGGCGAUGAACCCGAUGCGAAACACUGCAGACGACGAUGAUAAUGGUGGAUUGAAUCGGCUUGGAGGACCUACAAGAGAGCAAGAUUUCCUAGACAAUACAACCACCAGAGACAAUCUAAACCCUAGUUCCAGCAACCAAAACCCUCACGAAGACGAAGAAGAAAGCCGAGAAAACGACGGAGACCAAGCAGAAAACCCGACAGCCGGAGCACUUGGAUUUUCCAAACCGGGCACUUCUUCCGGCCGCCGACCCAAAGGCCGACCGGCCGGUUCAAAAAACAAACCCAAGCCUCCUAUCAUCAUCACCAAGGAAAGUCCCAACGCCCUUAGGAGCCACGUGUUGGAAAUCAGCAGCGGCAGCGACAUCGCCGAGAGAAUCGCCACCUUCUCGCAACGCCGCCACCACGGUGUCUCGGUGCUCAGCGGCAGCGGUGUUGUCACCAACGUAACGCUCCGCCAAGCGGCUGCCCCUGGCGGAGUGAUUACGCUCCACGGAAGGUUCGAGAUACUGUCAUUGUCGGGUUCGUUUCUGCCCGCUCCGUCCCCGCCCGGAGCCACCGUGUUGACGGUGUAUUUGGGGGGCGGGCAAGGGCAGGUGGUGGGAGGAAUUGUGGCGGGCGCUUUGGUUGCGGCAGGGCCUGUAAUUGUGAUUGCAGCUACGUUUUCAAAUGCGGUUUAUGAGCGGUUGCCGCUGGAGGAUGAGGAGGGAGGAGAGGGAGUAGGAAUGCAAUUGGAGCCAAAUUCAGGAGUGAAUAAUGCAGGAAGUAAUAGUAGUUCAGCAUCUCAAUCUCAUGGUUUGGCUGACCCGUCUUCUUCAAUGCCAUUGCCUGUAUACAAUGUUCCUCCUAGUCUCCUACCCAAUGAUCAGAUGCCUCAACAUGAUGUGUUUUGGGCUCCUCCUCCCCCUCCCCCUCCUUAUUGAGAGAGAGAGAGAAACAGAAACAUGGUUUUAAAUAUCUGUUGUUUGUUAUGUAUCGUAUCGGCUGAUUUGUAAUGGAAUUUUGAAAUUCUAAUACCGUUACUUACUGAUGUAUCAGUUGAUACUAUUAAUAUUGCCGAUGCUGAUAUGUAUUCUGAAACCGUUAUUUAAAAUCAUGAAGAGAGAGAGAGAGGAAUUGUUUGUUUUUGCAAUAAGUCAGAUUCGAGUUGAUGUAACCAUAGCAAGGUAUGACCUUUUUGGUAAUACCUGUACUCCUUGUGCAUCAUAGUUUCUCUUUAGCUAGGUUUUCUUGUUUGAUUCAUUUGUAAA
Camellia sinensis is the source of this 2086-nucleotide messenger RNA. RefSeq names its product AT-hook motif nuclear-localized protein 20. Gene Ontology annotation, molecular function: minor groove of adenine-thymine-rich DNA binding; DNA-binding transcription factor activity. NCBI's taxonomy places the organism in Eukaryota, Viridiplantae, Streptophyta, Magnoliopsida, Ericales, Theaceae. Gene Ontology annotation, cellular component: nucleus. The record is from RefSeq and is a predicted model, not a curated record.